AUGUUCCAACUGAAUCAGUUAAUGAACGAACAAAGGUCUUUAAUCGAGUCUAUGAUGAAUCUGUCGCUUACGGGUGCUAAAGUCGAUUCGUCCAACCUGUCUCGCCGUUUGCCAGAGAGCCGAAAUGUGACUCAUCAGCUGAUGGAGCGAGUGCAGGGCUGUUGCCACUUACCGGAAAAUUCAAACCGAUCGAUUUUGAUUGAAAGCGAUCUGACGAAGCUCAAUCCUGACACUAUGAUUCCGUGCCAACAGGUCCAUGCAUUCCUUCUGCCUGAUGGCCUCAUGCUGACGUCGUUUAUGCCACAGAAAAUUGGUCCCCUAAGAUACAAAUUCGAUGCUUUGUUUUCUUUGGAAAAUCUGGCGUAUAUCAACGUAAAGGAUGGCGAGGGGUAUAAGAACGUCUUCAAGUUGCUCGUCUUUCCGGAGCAGCUGUACUUCAGUUGCGAAGACUCACUCACAAAAAAAAAGUGGUCAGACAGCAUCGAGCAUGCCAAAAAACAGAUGCUUCGCCAAGGGUCACUGAUGCGUCAAGCGACGAUAAGGAUGAAAAACGAAAGAAUUCGUCGAUCGUUGCAGAAAUCCACAGACGAUCCAGGUAUUGUUUUAACAAAGUUAAAGAACUGUUGUGAUCGUGUAGAUCAUUAAUG
Molecule: messenger RNA, 647 nt
Organism: Soboliphyme baturini
Lineage: Eukaryota; Metazoa; Nematoda; Enoplea; Dioctophymatida; Soboliphymatidae
Source: the annotation of a GenBank genome assembly